Molecule: messenger RNA, 1584 nt
Organism: Clavispora lusitaniae ATCC 42720
Lineage: Eukaryota; Fungi; Ascomycota; Pichiomycetes; Serinales; Metschnikowiaceae
Gene: PPT1
Product: protein serine/threonine phosphatase
Molecular function (GO): protein binding; hydrolase activity
Source: RefSeq, a predicted model, not a curated record
AUGUCCAAAGAAGAGGCAGUCAAACUUAAGGACGAAGGUAAUGCGUUGCUCAAGCAACAUAAGUAUGCUGAAGCGGCCGAAAAAUACACCGAGGCGAUCAAGCUAGAUCCCAAAAACGCCGUUUUUUACUCCAACCGUGCCCAAGUGCACAUUUCUUUGGAAGAAUAUGGUCUGGCUAUAGCCGACUGUGACCGGGCUUUGGAAGUGGACCCAAACUAUGCUAAGGCAUAUUACCGGAAAGGUGUAUCGCUCAUGGCAUUGUUGAACUACAAAGAAGCACAGGGAAAUUUCAAGAAGAUUUUGCAAAAAUUGCCCAACGAUCGGUUGACGUUGGAGAACUACAAGCAGUGUGUGAACUACUUGAAGAAACAGGCGUUUGAGAGAGCCAUUGCAGGAGACGAUAAACGCUCGAUUCUCCACGAAAUCGACUACAGUGCUAUUGUUAUCGAAAAAAGCUGGCUGGGCCCACAUUUGGAGAUCGAGGCCCAUAAGAAGGGCGAUGACCUCAACAUUGACAUCAAGGGCUUGGAUUUGGACUACUUGAAGUACAUGAUCCAGUUGUUCAAGGAUGGCGGAAAGUUGCCCAAGAAACACGUAUUCGCCAUAGUGGCCAAGGUGUACGAGCUUUUCAAAAAGGAAAACACCAUGGUGGAAAUGUGUUUACCACACAGCAAACUUGAUGACACGAAAACACAAGACGAGAUUGCUUUGCAAGGGAAAAAAAUCACUGUUGUGGGCGACACACAUGGCCAGUUUUACGAUGUAUUGAACCUCUUUGCUCGUUUCGGCAAAGUCGAUGAAAACCACAUCUAUUUAUUUAAUGGUGAUUUUGUCGACCGUGGAUCUUGGUCUUGUGAAGUGGCUCUUUAUCUCUAUGUGCUCAAGAUUUUGUAUCCGCAAAGUGUUUUCAUCAACAGAGGAAACCACGAAACCAACGACAUGAACAAGACUUAUGGUUUCACCGACGAGUGCGAGGCCAAGUACUCGAAGAAGGUUUUCGAGGCUUUUGCUGAAUCGUUUGGUGCGCUUCCAUUGGCUUCCUUAAUCAACAGAUCCUAUUUGGUGAUGCACGGAGGACUUUUCUCCAAUGAUAAAGUCACUUUGGACGAUAUCCGCAAAAUCAACAGAUUCCCAGUGUCUGGUCUGUCCCAACCUCCACGUGACGGGCUUGCGAUGGAGCUUUUGUGGACGGAUCCUCAGCCAGAGAACGGUCGUUCGCCUUCGAAAAGAGGCUUGGGCAUUCAAUUCGGACCCGAUGUCACCGAACGGUUCUGUUUGGCCAACAAAAUCAGAAAGGUUUUGCGUUCGCAUGAAGUUAGAAUGGACGGUGUGGAAGAAGAACAUAACGGAAGGCUUAUCACUGUUUUCAGUGCACCCAACUACUGUGAUGCCACUGGAAACUUGGGUGGUGUGGUCCAUAUUGAGGAAAAUGUCAACUACGAUAAAGAAAAGGACGAUGGUGAAGGGUACAGGAAAACAGACGAUGACAAUUGUCCAUGGAAGCUUACCACAGAGACGUUUGAGGCAGUGCCACAUCCAGACUUGAAGCCCAUGGCCUAUUCGAAGAGCGGAUUCGGAUUCUGA